Glossina fuscipes is the source of this 4136-nucleotide messenger RNA. RefSeq lists its product as uncharacterized. The record is from RefSeq and is a predicted model, not a curated record. The coding region runs from base 30 to 4136 and encodes 1368 amino acids. NCBI's taxonomy places the organism in Eukaryota, Metazoa, Arthropoda, Insecta, Diptera, Glossinidae. Gene Ontology annotation, molecular function: DNA-binding transcription factor activity, RNA polymerase II-specific; RNA polymerase II cis-regulatory region sequence-specific DNA binding. The transcript is spliced from 12 exons. Gene Ontology annotation, biological process: regulation of DNA-templated transcription.
UAGAUUAAAACGAAUUAAAUUUAAAUAAAAUGCCUCAAUUAAUUAUUAAUCGCAAAUGCGGCGAUAUAAUGAUAACAGUACGAAAAAAUUCUAAGAAAGUUUUUACAUACAACUGUUCAUUUUGUGAUACUGCUUUCUUACAAAUGAAAAAGUUCACUUCGCAUUUGGACAAGGAGCAUGAUAAGCAAUUGAAAUUAAUUAAUAAAUCAACGGUUGAUACAACGGUUGAUAAGAGCAAAAAUGGUGGAAAGGAUAUAAGUGAAGAUUUAGUUACUAAAGAAGAUAGCAUUAAUAGUAUAUAUAUACCGGAAAUUAAAAUGGAAGAUUGUUUGGAUGAGGAAAUUAAAACAGAAAUUAUUGAAGAGACUCGGAUCACUAGACAAACGGUAAAGAAAGAGUCUUCAUUUGCCUCAGCAGAUCCUUUAGAUACAUACCAUAAUGAGAUUUCAUGUAAAGAUGCCACUUUUGCCGCUAAGAAAGAAGUAGAAAAUAUACAAAAAACUAUUAUAAAAUCAAAAUUGAAAAAUAUGAAAUAUUUUGCGGAAGAUGGCGAGAAAACAAAUGAGAUUAAUCCAUUAAAAUAUUCAAUCGAAAAUAUGGACGACAAUCAGUUUGACGGUGAUAGCGAUAAUCCCAGUGAUGUUGAAAAUCCCAAAUGCAGUGAUUAUGAGCCUGAAGAAGAUAUUUGUGUCACGAAACGAUCACGAAAACGUAAACUCUCAAAAGAAAACAUGGAUGAUCCGUGCAUUAUAUCUAUGCUCAUCGAUUUGUUUGAACCGCAUGAAUUUUUGUGGAAUUCACAACAUUCAGAAUCCCGUAAUAUACCAUUACGAAGGGAUAUUUUACAAAAUAUCACCGACGAGUUAAAUGCAAAAUUUAAAACUCAUUUAAAAAUGGAAAUUAUUAGGAAGAAAAUUAAUAUGUUACGACGCGAUUAUACACUUGAAGUUGAAAAACGAAUGGAUCGAAUGCUGCAAAGAGAAGAAGCUUCUAAUCUAUGGUAUUACGAUAAAAUGGAAUUUUUAAAACCCACCAUUGAAUAUAAGAUAAAGAAUAGAAGUAAACUCAAUUCAUUUAAAGUGAAAGCACUCAGCGAAUCGGUGUUAAGUCAACUGACUGAUAUUUAUAAGAAUUUCAACGCCUUAUGGGAUGGAAAUCAUAUGGCAUUUAUUAUAAAAGAGAAACGUCUCGAAACGUUGGAAAGUCUGCAGAAAGAGGUGAAAGAAAAAAUGAAUCUUGAUUUGAGCAUCUUUCGAUUAGAAAAGCAACUCACUUACAUUCAUAAAGCCUAUAGUAAGGAUAAACGUCGUCAAUUGGAAUGUGAAACGCAAACGCCAACACAAACGCAAAAACAAUUCAAACCUACCUGUGAAUAUUUUAAUAAAUGCGAUUUUCUUGCGAAUAGUCAAGGACCGUUUCGUUGUUCGAUUUGCCAAGCAAUUAUUGAGACAUAUAAUGAUUUUCAAAUACAUAAAUCACAGCAUGAUGACAGUACGCCAUUUAAAUGCCCCGAAUGCGGUUUAGGAUUUAAGAAAACCAAUAACUAUAAGUUGCACGUUAGACGUCAUUUAAACGCAUUUAAGUAUCGUUGCAAUAUCUGCGAUAAAGGUUAUCCACUUGCCGGUGAAUUAGAUCUGCAUAUGCGUUAUCAUACAGGAGCUAUGCCAUAUUUGUGUUCCAAGUGCGGCGAAGCUUUUCGUACAGCCAUGGCCUAUGAUAAUCACAUACGACGUCAUGAGAAACGUUUUAGAUAUUUUUGCCAUAUCUGCAAGAAGGGCAUUAAUCUUAUGUCACAACUUAAGGAUCACGUUAAGACGCAUCUGAACGUACGCGACGUUAUCUGCCCGAUUUGUGGCAAAGGUUUCGCUACAUUUAAAUAUAUGAAUCAUCAUAAACGCAUACACGAGGCUAAACGGUAUACUUGCGACAUCUGCGGGAAAAAGUUCGCUCAGGAUGCCGGCUUAAGGGCUCAUAAAAAAAGCCAUAAAAGACAUUCCUUUAUUGUAAGCAAUACGUUGGUAGCAAAAAGGAUGCCGCCUUUAUUAGACGAAUCUGAAGCAAAUAUUGUUAGGCGUAAAUGUGGCGAUAUAAUGAUAACAAUAAAAAAAAAUACAAAAAAAGUUUUUGAGUUUAAUUGUUUUUUUUGCGAUACAGUUUGUUUACAAAUGAAAAAAUUCACUUUACAUUUGGAGCAAGAGCAUGAUAAACAAUUGGAAGCACAUAGGGAUGCUAAUGAGUUGAAUAAGAAUCAUCUUAUAAUUGGUGACGAUAAUAAGGACAAUAACAAGAAUAAAGCGGAUGUGAAUAAUAUAAGAGCUAACCAUAAAUAUGAUAAUGAUGAUGAUAAUGAUGAUGAUGCGAAUAUAGAUAAUUCAGAUGGUAUUAGCAUAUUUAUACCGGAGGUGAAGUUAGAGAAUUGCUUGGAGGAGGAUGUUAAAACCGAAAAUGUCAAUGAACACCGAGUCACAAGGCAUACAAAAAAAAAAGAAUUAAGGUUGAUAUCAGCGGAUCCAUUAGAUACGUUUAACAAUCACUUUGGCGAAGAUCCUAUCACAGCUAUUAAGAGAGAAUUGGAAAAAUCACAAAAAUCUUUUACGAAAUCAAAAUGUAAAAGUAAAAAAGAUUUUGUAGAAGAGACGAAGAAUAAUAUUUAUGAAAAUAAUAUCACACAGCCGGCAUAUUAUUCUGAUGAUAAUUGCAAUGAUGUAUAUAAUGAACAGCUUAAUAAUGAGAACAGCAUUCACUCUAGCGAUGGCGAUAACAUCAGAGAAACUGACUUUGAGAGCGAGGACGAAUGUAUCGCAUUAAAAAAGCCCCGUAAGCGUAAAUCACCUAAAGAAGAUGAUCCCCGCGUUAUCUCAGUUCUGAUAGAUUUAUUUAAGCCUCACGAAUUCUUGUGGAACUCAAGGCACUCCAAAUACAAUGAUAUACAAUUAAAAAGAGAUACUCUACAAAAUAUUACCGACGAUUUGAAUGAAAAAUUUAAAGCUAAAUUAAAACUGGAGACGGUAAGGAGGCAAAUAAACGUACUGCGUCGUGAUUAUGCAGAGGAAAUUGAAAAGCGUAUGGAUUGUCUGCUAGAGCAAGAGGAAACUUCCUGCUUGUGGUAUUAUGAUAAAAUGGAAUUUUUAAAGCCUAUCAUUGAAUAUAAGUUAAAGAAUAGAAGUAAAAUUAACUCUUAUAGAGUGAAAGCACUCAGUGAAUCUCUGUUAAGUCAAUUGACGGACAUUUAUAAAAACUACAAUACUCUAUGGGAUGUUAACCACUUGGCGUUUACUAUAAAGGAGAAGCGGCAAGAAACUUUAGAAUUUCUGCAAAAAGAAGUCAAACAGAUAAUGGGUCUCGAUUUGAGUACGUUUCGUUUAGAAAGGCAACUUAAUCACAUACAUAAAGCAUAUGCAAAAGAUAAACGCCGCAAAUUGGAAGCUGAAGCGGAUGAAAAAGAAUUUCAGGCAUAUUGCGAGUAUUUUAACAAAUGCGAUUUUCUGGCAAGUAAUCAAGGCCCGUUCCGAUGUUCAAAUUGUCAAAUUUUAAUCGACACUUAUAAUGAUUUUCAAAUACAUAAAUCGCAGCACGACAACAGCAUGCCAUUCAAAUGUCCCGAAUGUGGGCUGGGCUUUAAGAAAGUCAAUAAUUUUACCGUUCAUGCGAAACGACAUCUAAAGGUUUUCAAAUAUCGCUGCAAUAUCUGUGACAAAGGCUAUCCAUUUUCAGCGGAAUUAGAUCUGCAUAUGCGCUCGCAUACGGGCGCAAUGCCGUAUUUGUGUUCAAAAUGCGGCGAAGCGUUUCGCACUGCCAUUGGCUAUGAUAAUCAUAUAAGACGGCAUGAGGAACGCUUUAAAUACUUUUGUCAUAUCUGCAAGCGGGGUUUUAAUCAUAUGACGCGUCUUAACGAUCACGUAAAGGCUCAUCUGAACGUACGCGAUGUAAUUUGUCCAGUUUGCGGUAAAGGUUUCACAACACGUAAAUACUUGAACCAUCAUAGACGUAUACACGAGGCUAAACGUUAUACCUGUGAUAUAUGCGGGAAAAAAUUUGCUCAAGAUGCCGGAUUAAGAGCGCAUAAAAAAUAUCAUAUACGACGACCAAUUGCCGGCAAUGUACUCGAUCAAUAUCAUUGUUUGCAAAUGGAAUAA